Molecule: messenger RNA, 819 nt
Organism: Fomitopsis serialis
Lineage: Eukaryota; Fungi; Basidiomycota; Agaricomycetes; Polyporales; Fomitopsidaceae
Exons: 5
Coding region: 1-819 (272 amino acids)
Source: RefSeq, a predicted model, not a curated record
AUGCUGGAUCUACUCCUUGCCCCCAUCGUAGAGGUCUACCGACUGGCUCUGCAGCCACUGGCCCCGUUUACGUGGUUCGGGCUGCCCUUCUCCGCGCUGGACCUGCACAAGGAGCACGCCACGAAGAAGGCGGCGACGAAGGACGCGUCGAUCGCGGAGGCGCAGGAGAGGUCCUUUGUGCGGGACCUGGCCUCGGUGUUCUUGGUCGUCUUUGGCGGGGAGGCGUUGGCUGCUCCGGUCUUGGGCAUACCCGCGUCGUUCAUGGUGUCGGGCGCGGGUAUGGGCCUCUGGGCUGCCGUGCAGGCUAUCACGGAGCUUCCCGUCUCGUUGCUCGAUGGCUUCACGCGUGCAUUCCUGCUGUGCAGCCUCAUCCCGCCCAUGGUCGUGGGCCAUCCGAUGGAGGCGGUGGCGGCCUCGCCGUGGUCCCUGCUCGUUACAUCCCUGGUGACCGCGAACGGCGGCUUCUUCCUCGUGAACACGAUGUCCUUCCUGCAGCCAUACGCGCUGACGCUCACCACGCCCGCCGAGAUGCUGCCUUGGGGGUGGACGACCACGGAUCUCUGGGCCGCGCCGUUCAUCACAGGCCUCUACGCCCUCCUGACGCAUGCUCAGCCCUUCUGGGCCGACGUACAUGCUGUGGCGCUCGGGUGGUUGGGCAGCUCGGCCUCCGAGCUCGCGAAGAUUCAGCCUGUGGAUCAGGAGUACGCCCGUGCUCUGUGCGCGGUGGUGUUGAUGGGACUGUUCUCGAGGCGUACGGUGAAGAACUUCAGCGCGCUGAAGGUGAAGCGGGUCGAAGGGCCCAAGACGAAAGUGCAGUGA